Messenger RNA from Penicillium pulvis, 1062 nucleotides. RefSeq names its product protein erg27 (gene erg27). The transcript has a single exon. Lineage: Eukaryota; Fungi; Ascomycota; Eurotiomycetes; Eurotiales; Aspergillaceae. The record is from RefSeq and is a predicted model, not a curated record. Bases 1 to 1062 code for a protein of 353 amino acids. Gene Ontology annotation, biological process: signal transduction. Gene Ontology annotation, cellular component: cytoplasm.
AUGGCUGACUAUAUCGAUCAGGAGGUUGUCGCCUCCGCCUCAUUGGCUUUAUGGAUGGCCUCCUCAGAAGUGGAUCAGAAAGCCCUGGGCAAUUUUGCGGCCGCAAUGGCGCUCGAAAACCCACUGCUGUCCGCAAUGCUAUACAAGAUUCUCGGGACAUCAGUCAUGCUCUCAAAGAAGCUCCUUCGCGCUAGACGACUACGCCGACUAGAUACGACCCGUGAAACGAAAUCUCUCCAGCUUUACCACCAUAUCAUCUGGUUAUCCCGCGAGGGUUUGUUCAUACUAGAAGGGUACAUCCUCCCAAUGGUAUCGCCAUAUGUUGAACUAAAAGUGCUAUCCUACAAAUUGCGCGCCUCAUUCUAUCACAUUGUCGUCCUAUUCCACAACAGACCUGUGAUCCAACCACCAGAUUCCCAACCCCCGCCCAACCUUAAACAUGACUCUAUAUAUGGGCCAGACGCCUUAACAGCUCUCCGCGCUUACGAGUCCCAAAACAAAACACGACACCCACCAGGCCUGGAACCAGUUCAACCAGUCCAACCAGUCCAACCAGUCCAACCCGUCUCUUCAUUCCUCCUGCCUCCACUGGACUACACCGCCACCGCGACAGCAUGCUUCACCCACGCCGCACUACUAGCCGAUAAACUCCUCCCAGGCUCACAUCCUCUCCGUCUAUCCGUCAAGCUGGAAUACGCCGCAUACUUAUACGACUGUCUCCAAGAUCCAAUCGCCUGUCGCCGGCUCGCCAAACGCGCAAUCGCAGACGUGUAUAACGCGCAAGAAGGCAUGGAUGACGAGAGCUUCGAAGAUGCCGCUGAGAUUGUCGGUGUGCUCGGCAAGAUGGUGAAGCGUGGAGGUAAAGCUGGUAGCAGUACGGCUGCUAGCAGUGUUUCGCGUGGCGACAUGUCGCGGAGUCGAAGUAGUCGCAGUCUCUCGCAUUUGGAUGCGAGUAUUCCGACUACUGUUUCUCCUGUUCCGGUUACGAAGACUACACCUAAUCCUUCUACGACAGUUCUGGAGCCUGCCGUGCCGAAUGUGACUAUGAUGAAUCCGAUUUGA